Molecule: messenger RNA, 4120 nt
Organism: Mesocricetus auratus (golden hamster)
Lineage: Eukaryota; Metazoa; Chordata; Mammalia; Rodentia; Cricetidae
Gene: Pcsk1
Product: proprotein convertase subtilisin/kexin type 1
Exons: 14
Coding region: 231-2492 (753 amino acids)
Biological process (GO): protein processing
Cellular component (GO): Golgi membrane; trans-Golgi network
Molecular function (GO): serine-type endopeptidase activity
Source: RefSeq, a predicted model, not a curated record
UCUAUUCUGGCUGGGGAGGCUGGCGCUCCGCUCUGCCAGGAGACUAAAGCGCUUCAGUGGGCGCUUGCCACCGCCCAGCCUCUCCCAGCGCGACUCCUAGCUUUUGCGGAGCAACCCGAGCCAGGAGUGGUUCAGAGAGACAGGGUGGAAAGGUCGAGUCUAGCUGGUGUUUCUCUUGUCUCGCUUUUCUCUCAUCCCUUCUUGCUUGUGUGAGAACAAGGGUGGGAGCCAUGGAGCAAAGAGGCUGGUCUCUGCAGUGCACGGCUUUCGCCCUCUUUUGCGCUUGGUGUGCUCUGAACGGUGUAAAAGCCAAGAGGCAGUUUGUCAAUGAAUGGGCGGCGGAGAUCCCCGGAGGGCCGGAGGCUGCCUCUGCCAUCGCCGAGGAGCUGGGUUAUGACCUCUUGGGUCAGAUUGGAUCACUUGAAAAUCACUACUUAUUCAAACACAAAAACCAUCCUCGAAGGUCUCGAAGAAGUGCUCUUCACAUCACUAAGAGGUUAUCUGAUGACGAUCGUGUGAUAUGGGCUGAACAACAAUACCAGAAAGAGAGAAGCAAACGUUCAGUUCAAAAGGACUCAGCAUUGAAUCUCUUCAAUGACCCAAUGUGGAAUCAGCAGUGGUACUUGCAAGACACCAGGAUGACUGCAGCUCUGCCCAAGCUGGAUCUUCACGUGAUACCGGUUUGGCAAAAGGGCAUCACAGGCAAAGGAGUUGUCAUUACUGUGCUGGAUGAUGGCUUGGAGUGGAAUCACACAGACAUAUAUGCCAAUUAUGAUCCAGAGGCUAGCUAUGAUUUUAAUGAUAAUGAUCAUGAUCCAUUUCCCCGAUACGAUCCCACAAACGAAAACAAACAUGGAACUAGAUGUGCAGGAGAAAUUGCCAUGCAAGCAAAUAAUCGCAAGUGUGGGGUUGGAGUUGCAUACAAUUCCAAAGUUGGAGGUAUAAGAAUGCUGGACGGCAUUGUAACUGAUGCAAUUGAGGCCAGUUCAAUUGGCUUCAACCCUGGCCAUGUAGAUAUUUACAGUGCAAGCUGGGGCCCUAAUGAUGACGGGAAAACUGUGGAGGGGCCUGGAAGACUGGCCCAGAAGGCAUUUGAAUAUGGUGUCAAACAGGGGAGACAAGGGAAAGGCUCCAUCUUUGUUUGGGCUUCUGGGAAUGGGGGUCGUCAGGGAGAUAAUUGUGACUGUGAUGGCUACACAGAUAGCAUUUACACCAUCUCUAUCAGCAGUGCCUCCCAGCAAGGCUUGUCACCCUGGUAUGCAGAGAAGUGUUCCUCCACACUGGCCACCUCCUACAGCAGCGGAGAUUACACAGACCAGCGAAUAACAAGCGCCGACCUGCACAAUGACUGCACAGAGACCCACACAGGCACCUCAGCCUCUGCACCUCUGGCUGCUGGCAUCUUCGCUCUGGCCUUGGAAGCAAACCCAAAUCUCACUUGGCGUGAUAUGCAGCAUCUGGUUGUCUGGACCUCUGAGUAUGAUCCACUGGCUAAUAACCCAGGUUGGAAAAAGAAUGGUGCAGGCUUAAUGGUGAACAGUCGAUUUGGAUUUGGUUUGCUAAAUGCCAAAGCUCUGGUCGAUCUGGCUGACCCUAGGACCUGGAGAACUGUGCCUGAGAAGAAAGAAUGCGUUGUAAAAGACAAUAACUUUGAGCCUCGAGCCCUCAAAGCUAAUGGAGAAGUGACUGUUGAAAUCCCAACAAGAGCUUGUGAAGGACAAGAAAACGCUAUCAAGUCCCUGGAACAUGUGCAAUUUGAAGCAACAAUUGAAUAUUCUCGUAGAGGAGACCUUCAUGUCACACUCACUUCUGCCGCUGGAACAAGCACCGUACUGUUGGCUGAAAGGGAGCGGGAUGCAUCCCCCAAUGGCUUUAAGAAUUGGGACUUCAUGUCUGUUCACACAUGGGGAGAGAAUCCUGUAGGCACCUGGAUAUUGAAAAUUACAGACAUGUCUGGAAGAAUGCAGAACGAAGGCAGGAUUGUGAACUGGAAGCUGAUUUUUCACGGAACAUCUUCUCAGCCAGAGCACAUGAAGCAGCCCCGUGUGUACACAUCUUACAACACUGUCCAGAAUGACAGGAGAGGAGUGGAGAAGAUGGUGAAUGUCGUGGAGGAGCAGCCCACACAAAAGAGCCUGAAUGACAAUCUCCUGGUACCCCAAAGCUCCAGCAGCAGCGGUGUUGAGGGCAGAAGGGAGAAACUGGCACAAGGUGCUCCUUCAGAGGCUGUGCUACGGCUCCUACAAAGUGCUUUCAGCAAAAACCCACCUUCAAAGCAAUCACCAAAGAAGUCUCCAGGUACAAAGAUCAGCAUCCCUUAUGAGAGUUUCUAUGAAGCCUUGGAAAAGCUAAACAAACCCUCCCAGCUUGAAGACGCUGAGGACAGUCUGUACAACGACUAUGUUGAUGUUUUCUAUAACACAAAACCUUAUAAGCAUAGAGACGACAGGCUACUGCAAGCUCUUGUGAACAUUCUGAAUGAGGAAAAUUAAUAAGGGCGUGUCCCCAAGCAUCCUCUUUCCCCUUAAAUGUCCCUGGGUGUGAGUGUGUCACUGAUUCCUAUGCUUAUAAUGUCCUUUGUGGUACUUUUGCAUUUUCUCCUCAAAUUGUACCUUGGGGUGGGUUCCAAAAGGAAAGCCAACUUUCUGAAUGGAUCUCAGUGUUUAACAAUGUCUUCCCUGACAUAUGAGUAAAGCAGGUCUUUGUAUAGUCACAGUUGACAUGCAGCCCUUUACCCAAUGGGAUGGCUCCUUCAUCCUCCCCAUUUCAUAUCUCGAAAGAACAGGAACAGAUUAAGACGUGCAUUUUAAUUUGGAAAAGUCGUCCACCAAGGUGAGGGUCUACAGCUGAUCUUGCUCCCUAUUUUUUCAAUGGGGUUCUUUGAAAAUGAAAGCUCACAAGUAGGUCCAUGCCUUAGGCCUCUCUACACCACGUGCUGCUCAUGCUGAUGGUCUGAUGGUUUUCGGGGGGACAGAAUAAAAUGCAUUAUUUAGAUCCAAAAACAGAUAUUAAAUUUUAUAUUAUCUUGGAUAGUUACAGAACAUUCUUCUUGGCUGGCGCACCAUGAAGAGCUCUCUGCGUGUCCAAAGAUGGCUGUGACUCCUACUGUCUGUGGCCUGGCCUCCUGUUUCCCUUUCUGCCUCACACGCCAUAUGUUUCUUUUCUGAGCCACAUGCUCAGGACUCAAAGAACUAAUCCAAGCCAUUUUCUCAGAACAAAAUUAUGCUUGACGUUGGCAAAUUCCUAAUCAUAGUUUUGUUUAAUAACAAGCAGCCACUCAAUAGAUAGAGAACCAAUGUAAUAACAGAGAAAACGUUGAUUGAAGGGGGAAAGCAAUGAGACAUUUCUAACAAGUUGUGUUCUUAGGACAGGCUCUUCUAGUUCUCUGUAAAUGAGUAUUCAUUUCUGAACAUCAUAGGGUCUUCUCCAAUCUCAGUGGACAGUAUUCAAGUUCUUACCAAAUUGCUUCCAUGCUUCUAAUCAGAAAACAGAUGGGCAGCACGUAGGUCUUAUUUGUCCAACCUAUAAGUUAUGAAGAAUGUUUUGAAAACAUGAAGGGCUGUUCAAAGUGUGAGAUUUCACAUAAAAGCUGAUUUUCAUACCCAUCUUCCAUCAUGGCAAUAGCUGGCUGGAGAUAACACCUCCCUAGUAAGAUUCUGAGUCUGGGCUUUCCUGGCUGGCGGCCUCUUUUUUUUUUACUACUCAGUAUCGCUAUGGACAUUUAUCCUUUUUAAAUUAAAGUGUGUUAGUUGUAGAAAAUAAGGUUUCAUUUUGACAUUCUCCUACAAGUAUUUCAUGUACUUGGACAAUGUCCACCCCCUACUAAUCUGUAUUCUGCCUAUCUCCACUUGUCCCCCUCCUCUUCACAAGUGCUUCUGCUUCCAAUUCCUGUCUUUUCAUUUCAUCCAGACUCCACAUAUUAAAAAAUGUGAUUUUUGUCUUUCUGUGCAUGUGAUUUUGCCCACUCCCACACUAAAUGAAUCUGUAUAAAGUGUAAAUGUAUUAGGAAAAAGAUUUCCCACAAUUACUUCCAGGCAGGCUCUGCCUUUAAUAAUUGAGUUUGCUAUGACCUAGUUAUUUUGUUGUAUUUAUAAAUAAAAAGAGUACUUGGAGCCCUAAA